This is a messenger RNA of Rhodotorula toruloides NP11, 2592 nucleotides long. Its product is annotated as glycosyltransferase family 8 protein. The coding region runs from base 1 to 2592 and encodes 863 amino acids. The transcript has 3 exons. Gene Ontology annotation, cellular component: cytoplasm. Gene Ontology annotation, molecular function: glycosyltransferase activity. The record is from RefSeq and is a predicted model, not a curated record. NCBI's taxonomy places the organism in Eukaryota, Fungi, Basidiomycota, Microbotryomycetes, Sporidiobolales, Sporidiobolaceae.
AUGGCGAUGCCGCGGGCAAAGGACCGCGCGGUCGUGACGCUCGUCACCACAGACAACUACCUGCCGGGCGCGCUCGUCGCCCUGCGGUCGUUGCUCGACGCUGAAGGCGCCGCGCCCUCCCCGACCUCGCGCUCGUUUGCGACCGUCGCGCUCGUCACGCCGGCGACUGUGGGACAUGGGACGGUCACGGCACUGCAGAAGGCGUUCGACAUCGUCAUCGGCGUCGAGCAGAUCCUCUCAGAGAGCCUCGAGGAGCUGAAACUGCUCGGCCGCCGAGACCUCGCCGCGAGCCUGACGAAACUCCACCUCUUCCGCCUGACGCAGUACGAGAAGGUCGUCUUCCUCGACGCCGACACGCUCGUCCUCCGUCCCAUCUCGCCACUUUUAGACUUGCCACACCGCUUCGCCGCCGCUCCCGACGUCGGCUGGCCCGAUGCGUUCAACUCGGGCGUCUUUGUCGCCGAGCCGAGCAUGGAGACGUUCGACGGGUUGUUGCGGAUGAUGCGGAGCCGCGGCAGCUGGGACGGCGGCGACCAGGGACUCUUGAACGACUACUUCUCCGACUGGCAUCGCCUCAGCUUUACCUACAACGUUACUCCCUCGGCUUACUACACUUACGCUCCUGCCUAUCGACGGCACGGCCAGGACGUCGCAAUCCUGCACUUUAUCGGCGCCGAGAAGCCGUGGCACCGCGGUACUCGCGACGCUUACGACCCCGAUGCAGCAUCCAAGGACUACUACGGCCUGACGCACAAAUGGUUCGACGUUUUUGAGCGGCACUUCGGCGCGAUCUCGACCUACGACGUCGCCAGCCGGGUCGUCGCGCCUCCCUCGUUCCUCUCGCAAGCAUUGACGAGUCUGCCGCCCCUUCCUGUGCAAGCGAAGCCGUCCCUUGAGCAUCAGGCUGACGGUCCCGCUCCUUCGACGCCUCCGACCCCGACCAUUUCUGUCGCUCCGCCUUCUCCUCCCCGCUCUCAUGAGUCUUUCACGACCGCCACGCCGACCGCCACUACCCCGCUCGCCAUCCCUUCUGCCCGAGCAGCCUCGCCUCCCCACCUUACUUGGGACCCAGCUCGCUCGUCCCCACCGCGCAAUGGCCCGCCUCAAAUGCGCGACGCCGUCCCCUACGCCCCGAACAUCUGGGACUCGACCUCUCGCCGCGAGAUGAAGAAGCGGUUCGAGCCGCCCGCGCGCUACCCUGAGCCGCCGAAGGAGACGCACGAUUGGUACAAGGAGGUCAUGAGCAAGAAGCCCGACCCAAGCCAGGUCAAGCCUGUCUUCCCGUGGGAACAGGCUGCGGCGAAGGAGGACAGGCCGGUGACGACGCCGGGCGGGACGGCGACUGGCUUCCAGUUCGGCUCGAUGCCGCCUCCUCCGCCGACUCGGACUUUCAGCGACGAGGGUCCCGCUUCGUCUGCCGGCCCUUCUGCGGCGUCUGGCUCGUUCGCGCACUCGGGUCCCGGCACGUUCGUCAACGCCUGGGACUCGGUUCCUGCCAUCAAGCGGUACGCAAGCUCGCUGGCGAAGCGGCAGACUGGCCACUCGAGGCGCAUCUCCACCGAGGAAGGCAAGGGCGGACCUCAGAGUGGUGGUCUGAAGGGAGGCUCAUCGACGGCGGUAGGCGGAGCGAACAACAGGCGUCGAAGCGGUUCCGCCGCGAGCUCAUUGAGCAUCACCCGCAACACCGACAGGCGGGAUAGUGGACCUGGUCCUGGUGCCGCUGGGGCUGUCGCUUCGGGCGCUACCGCCGCGACUGCCGCCGCGACUCGCUCGCCCCGUCCAUCAUCGGUCUACUCGAAGGACGAGGAUGCCAGCAGUCGGGACGGUGACGACGAGGAGGAUGAGGAUGCCGACGGCUCUACUGCGACGGACGACUGCGACGAUGAUGAAGAGCCGGAAGACUCGGAGGAGGGUAUCGACCGGAUCCAGAUCAAGUUUCGCCGCGCUGUCGACAAGGGCGAGCUGAGCCCGACGAACCGCCGCAGCAAGAAGAGCAACAGCCCGUCCUCGACCGAGGAAGCCGCCGACACGGGUGUCUUCCCCCCUCGCUCGGGUCAGAAGACGCCCACCACCGCAUCCGGCGUCUCCGCACCGACGAGUCCAACUCGUGCUCGCAAGGACUCGCGCUACGUUCCAACCUCGCCUCGCCAGCCUCGCUCGCCGCACUACGUCGUCGCAUCUCCCGCUGCCUUCGCCAACGCUGCACAGACUUCGCCGCGUCAGCAACUCCGCCUGCAGAUGCCCGUCUCGCCCGCCUCUGGCGCUCUCUCUCCCCGCCUCGCCGCCCAAGCCCUCCGCAAUUCGACGGCCGCUCGCUUGACCGCAUCUGGAUCCGGCACUGGCGAUGCGCCGCCUCUCCUUCGUGCUACGAGGGUCUUCAGCCCAGACACCGACACCGGCGUCGUCAAGCAGCAAGGACUCGCCGCUCUCCAGCGAUUCGUUGAGAACAUGGAGCAGCAGAUGGCUUCGCAAGGCCACGCGUACCCGCAGCAGCAGCAAGUCACGUCGCAGCAGGAGUACCACCCUCAGCAGCAGCAGCAGCAGCAGCCACCAUUCGGCGGCGGCGGCUCAGGCGGAGCCUUCCGCUGGUGA